This is a messenger RNA of Phyllostomus hastatus (greater spear-nosed bat), 5250 nucleotides long. RefSeq names its product CHM Rab escort protein (gene CHM). Gene Ontology annotation, cellular component: Rab-protein geranylgeranyltransferase complex; cytosol; cytoplasm. Lineage: Eukaryota; Metazoa; Chordata; Mammalia; Chiroptera; Phyllostomidae. Bases 15 to 1970 code for a protein of 651 amino acids. The record is from RefSeq and is a predicted model, not a curated record. The transcript is spliced from 15 exons. Gene Ontology annotation, molecular function: GDP-dissociation inhibitor activity. Gene Ontology annotation, biological process: intracellular protein transport; small GTPase-mediated signal transduction; protein geranylgeranylation.
CGCUUCCUGUCAAGAUGGCGGACAACCUCCCUUCGGAGUUUGAUGUGAUCGUCAUAGGGACGGGUUUGCCUGAAUCCGUCAUUGCGGCUGCAUGUUCAAGAAAUGGCCAGAGGGUUCUGCAUGUUGAUUCAAGAAGCUACUAUGGAGGAAACUGGGCCAGUUUCAGCUUUUCAGGAUUGUUGUCCUGGAUAAAGGAAUACCAGGAAAAGAGUGACGUUGUGAAUGAAAGCCCGGCAUGGCAAGAACAGAUCCUUGCAAAUGAGGAAGCCAUUGCUCUUAGCAAGGUGGACAGAACCAUUCAACAUGUGCAAGCGUUUUGUUACGCCAGUCAGGAUUUGCACGAAGGUGUCGAGGAGGCCGGCGCACUGCAGAAAAACCACGCCUCGGUGGCAUCUGCGGGCUCCCCAGCAGCCGCAGAGUCGGCCUGCCCGCCCCCAGCAGGCGAGUCGUUAAGCACUGCGAGCAGCGAGGGGCCCGCAGACCAGACUGCCAGCGCGGAUCCAGAGUCGGCCCUGGAAGCACAUGACGCUGAAGUGACCCGGGAGAGCGCGAACCAUUGUGAUGAUAACACUUGUGUGCUGUCAGCUUCGGAGGAAACCAGUGAACCUGUGCCUGCAGCAGAAGACAUCGCAGAACAACCAAAGAAAAAUAGGAUUACAUACUCGCAAAUUGUUAAAGAAGGCAGGAGGUUUAAUAUCGAUUUGGUAUCAAAGCUGCUGUAUUCUCGAGGAUUGCUAAUUGAUCUUCUAAUCAAAUCUAAUGUCAGUCGCUAUGCAGAGUUCAAAAAUAUUACCAGGAUUCUUGCAUUUCGAGAAGGAAGAGUGGAACAGGUUCCUUGUUCAAGAGCAGAUGUCUUCAAUAGCAAGCAACUUACUAUGGUAGAAAAGCGAAUGCUAAUGAAGUUUCUUACAUUUUGUAUGGAGUAUGAAGGACAUCCUGAUGAAUAUAAAGCAUAUGAGGAGAUGACAUUUUCUGAAUAUUUAAAAACCCAAAAAUUAACUCCCAACCUGCAAUAUUUUGUUCUGCAUUCCAUUGCAAUGACAUCCGAGACAGCCAGCAGUACCAUAGACGGUCUCACAGCUACCAAACACUUUCUGCACUGUCUCGGGCGGUACGGCAACACCCCGUUUCUGUUCCCUCUGUACGGCCAAGGGGAGCUCCCUCAGUGUUUCUGCAGGAUGUGUGCUGUAUUUGGCGGAAUCUAUUGUCUUCGCCAUUCAGUGCGGUGCCUCGUUGUGGACAAAGAAUCCAGAAAAUGCAAAGCUAUCAUAGAUCAGUUUGGUCAGAGAAUAAUCUCUAAGCAUUUUCUUGUGGAGGACAGUUACUUUUCUGAGAACACAUGUUCACGCGUGCAAUACAGGCAGAUCUCCAGAGCGGUCCUGAUUACAGACAGAUCUGUCCUGCAAGCGGAUUCAGAUCAACAGAUUUCCAUCCUGACAGUGCCGCCGGAGGAAGCAGGAACUUCCGCCGUCCGGGUCAUUGAGUUAUGUUCUUCAACAAUGACAUGCAUGAAAGGCACAUAUCUGGUUCAUUUGACUUGUGCAUCUUCUAAAACAGCAAGAGAAGAUUUGGAACCAGUUGUGCAGAAAUUGUUUACUCCAGAUACGGAAACGGACAUCGAAAAUGAAGUUGAAAAGCCAAGACUUCUGUGGGCCCUUUACUUCAAUAUGAGAGAUUCUUCAGACGUCAGCAGGGACUCUUAUAAUGACUUACCGUCCAACGUGUACGUCUGCUCUGGCCCAGACUGUGGCUUGGGAAAUGACAACGCAGUCAAACAGGCUCAGGCCCUCUUUCAGCAGAUCUGCCCCGGUGAAGACUUCUGUCCACCCCCUCCAAAUCCUGAAGACAUUAUUCUGGACGGAGACAGUUUACAGCCAGGGCCUUCAGAAUCCGCCGUCAUAGCUGAGGCCAGUUCAGAGGCUCCCAAGGACACCGCAGAGCUGGGAAAGCCGGAAGAGCUCUCUGAAUAGCAGAUACGCAUGGCAGCAAACCGUAUAUCCCAGAGUCUUCUCGAUCUACAAACUGAAAAAUCUUAGAAAGCAGCAGUGGGUUGUCAUGCAGAACUACCCAGAGAACCAGGUCAUACAAAUCCAAAAUCCAAAAGAGGACACUUCAAGAACACACAAUACUUGUAAAGCACAUUGACUCACCUGCUGUAAGGUACCAGACCUGUGGAGUUACCAAGACAGGAAUUACAAAUGCAUUGAUUCCCAGGAAUGUAGCUUUGGAGACUACAGCAUUGUUAAUCUGUGCUCUUGGGCCAGCUUUUGCUUUGCCACUUUGAGUCUUUGUUUGAAAGCCACUUAUUUCCUCUCAUCAUUUUUCUUUAAGGGUGUGAGCAUCAUGAUAGAAACGAUAAAAGCCUAUGUCAAUGUCAUUGAGAAAAACUAAAGUGCUGUUCUUUCCCGGGUAUAAUGCAGUUUUUUGCCCAAAGUGUUGAGGGGAAAAUAAGGGUGCGCAUUAUACAAGAGCAGUACCUGAAAUACCUUGUAUCUGUUCUUGUGUUUUGCAGUUAUGUUACAUGAAAUCUAUAGUACCAUAAAUGCUAACCUUCCUUUAUAAUAUGUAAAAAAAGUAUCUAAAUAUAAAUAAAGAAAAAAUCGAAUUAAAAAUUUAAAUGAAAGAUGUUUUUUCCUGAAAGUUUGGGCCAAAAACGUGGGUGUGCAUUAUACACGGCAAAAUAUGGUAUUGCGAUCCGGCGGGGACCUGUAUUUGGAAUAGAGGUUUGGUUUUCUUGAGAAGUAUUAAAAUGCUAAUACUAAAGUAGAUGUUUUUAACAAAGAAAUCGUGAAGCCAUUACUUAGUGUUUUUUAAUGGUAGCACUAAUUUUUAUAUGUGAAUCAUGUCCACACUGAGAAAGCUCAACACCGAAGAAAUGGAAGGAAAGAUUUGGAUAGGCCCGUUGGGUUUUGGCAAUUCUGUAAGAAACUAUCCUAAUUGUCUGUGGACUCCAUUUCGUGUGAGCUACUGAUGAUGUUAGGCAAAUCCCUUAACUUUUGAGCCUUGGUGUCUCCAUAUGGAAAGUUGAAAUAGUAAUCCUCUACCUAUCCUGUAAGAAAGAUUUUAAAUAUAAAUGCAGUACCAUCUUCAGAAUGGUUUUUCGGGGGGAAAAAGUUGUUUCUAAAUGUUCCCAUCAACUUGAAGGUGACUCUCAAAAAUCUUAGGCAGCAAACAAUUAUUGACAGCAAAUAAUUGUUGUCAACUUCUACAACACCGUACAUCACGAUGUUUUUAUUGCACUAAGACACUUAUAGUCUUAUAGACCAGUAAAUAUAGUAACAUGUGAAAUUCUGCUUUUGAAUCUUAAUAAGGAACACACUUCAUAAGGAUAAUUUUUAUAUUUCUCUUCCAGUAGGUAAACCUGAAACCACCCAGGACUCUGAAUAGAGUGGAACAAUUGGUAAAUUCUAGAACGCCCUUAACAUAAAAUGUCAGGGUGGUGGUGCCCAGGAAGCAAAUCUAAUGACAGUGACUAUUGAUUUUUUUCCAGAUGCCAAGCUCUGAUGGCUUACUUUUUUGAGCAAUAGUUUGGAUCGAACAACUUAUUUCAAUAUAUAAAAACAUCAAAAGUUUCUUGGUGUGCAGUCUGCCCGGUCGUGCCGAGCACAGACCCAUGACUGCAGUGCACAGCCCAUGGGUCUCGCGGCCUUCAGCUGCAGGAGCUCUGACCUCUCCCGAUUUCCAGGAACAUCUCAAACAAAGUCAGCUCGGUCAGGUCCCAGACUCACACUAAAUGGAAAGAGCCAAGGAAUGUAUCUCUGGCUUCACCUUUCCAGCCUCCUACAGAUAGAGGUGAAUCCAGGUGCCAGGAGGACCUUUGCUGCUCCUCAGGCUACCCCUCCUAAUUCUUCCACCCUCUAUGCAGCCCGUCCCCUCUCUCUUUAGUCCCUUCUUCCUCUCUUCCGUAUUUUGCAAUACUAUUCAAAUCAGGGACAGAAGAAUCACACAAUAAUCUACUUCGUUAUAUGGAUUUGGAUCUUUCUGAAGUCAAAUCAUGUUUUCCCGAAUCCCUGAAUCCUCAGGACCAGCAAUAUAUAGGGUUCCAGUGUAUGAAAGUGUUGAGUUGGAAUACAAUUGCACUAAGCUGCACUAAUGAAGAUACUGUACUUUGUCCUAGUCUUAGAGUUAAGGUCUCUUGAAUAGAGCAUGCACAUUUAUAUAAACAGCCAAGCACAGUAGGCCAAGGAUAGUCUGGUUUCAUCCAUUAUUCGGCAUCAGGAUCUCUCUUCCAGGUUAUUAGGUCCUGUUGAAAUGUUUUAAAAUCUCCUAAAUGUGAUUAGUGAUGAUUAAGAUACUACACGACUGUUAAAAACAUUGUGUUAGAGAAAGUUAGAUAUUUCCUGUUGCCUCAAGAUAUAAGUUAUUUUAAGAGCUUUCUUUUCAGUUAUCUUAAUGACUGCAAAUAAAUAUUUGUUCAUUGUUUAACUCAAAAAAAACUUUUCCUUUUGUUGUAAAACUGUAAGCCUGAAGUCACAUGAAUAAAAUUCAUAUGUUGUACAUGGUGCGUAAAUUUCAGUAACUAAUAUAAUGUUUUAAAAAUUGCUAUUAUCAAAGAAUUCUGAUUUCAUGUGUUUCAAGUGUUUCAUUAUGCAUGCUUCUCAUUAAUCAAAAUUGAUAAUACCAUUCAGUUUAGUGAUCAAUAUGAAACCAAUUACUAAUCCUGUUGCUACUGUAUUUUUGUCGCGUUGGUAUGUAUGCCUGCCCAGAAAAACAAAUAUAUAAACGUAUAUAAUAAACGUAUAUAUUUUUCUAUAGGAAAACUGACUUUUGGUCUUCCCCAUCUCCUGUGGUAUUUAGUUCCUGUAGUAAAAUCACAGGGUUAAUGAUUAGCUUUAGAAUGGCAGCCCUUUGUCUAAAAUAAUGGCUGUGCUAAUGAUUAACUUCGACCACAGCCGUAGUUCCUUAGAAGGAACUUGAGAAGUUCCUCAAGACCCAAAGACCUCAAAAUACUUUGUUGAAAUUGGAUUGCUGAAUAGUAGUGAUCCUUGAAAGCAGGAAUGAAAUCAUUUUCUUCCAAACAAGUUAUUUACCACUAUUGGUAUUCAAUCAUUCAUCUCUCUACUCUUGGUUAGUUGUCUUAUAUGCAUUUGAAAAAGCAUGAAUAUAUGAUUAUUCAUAAUUUGCAUACUGUAACAGUAAGUUUGUAAAGGAAAUAAAAGUGUUUUCAAUGCCUUUCGGGCGUGGUAUCCUAUUUUUUUAUAUUAAAGAUUUGUAUAUAUGCCAAGAAAUUAAAGACUGUCUUGGAAAUGA